UUGAGAAUAUAUUCAAAAUGUUUUUUACAAAAUGAAUAUAAUUUAAAUAAUUGUUCUAAUUUUGAAUCUUUAAUAUCCCCAUUUUUCACUGGUAAACUGCCAAUUUAUACUCAUUGGGAUAAUCAAUCUUAUGUUCUACCUCAAUCAACUUCUUUUUGUAAUUGGAAUCAUUUCAUUAAUCAAUUUAAUAAUAAAGGUAUUGUGAUAAGUAUAAGUGAUAAUCAAGAUAAUAUUGAAGAAAGUCUCUCAUUAUUGAAGAUUUUAAGAUUUUGGUCAAAUACUUUACCAAUUCAAUUUGUACAUAAAGGAGAUUUAUCAAUAACGAAUCAAAAUAAAUUAAUAUCUAUGGCUAGAGAUAAUUUAAGUUUGAAUUUAUCAAAUGGAACUUUCUUAAAUUUAAAUUCUUCCCCACAAGAUUUAUGGUUUGUAGAUGCUUCUCCUUCAAUUUCCAAAAAAUUUCUGAAAAAAUUCACUCAUUUUAAAAAUAAAUGGAUUUCAAUGUUAUUUAAUCUGUUUCAAGAAAUUAUAUUAAUGGAUACUGAUGUUGUUCCCUUUAUAAAUCCCUCAAAAUUUUUCGAUUUAGAAGAUUACUUGAAAUACAACGCUCAUUUCUUUAAAGAUCGUCUGUUACCUCAAUUUAUUGAUAACUAUCAAUUAAUUCAUUAUAAAUCUUUAUUACCUUCUGGAUUUGAAAAAAAAUUCUUCAACAUUUCGGUUGAUCAAUCAUUCAUUGCUGAAAAUGGUUUU
Molecule: messenger RNA, 747 nt
Organism: Hyphopichia burtonii NRRL Y-1933
Lineage: Eukaryota; Fungi; Ascomycota; Pichiomycetes; Serinales; Debaryomycetaceae
Exons: 1
Biological process (GO): protein O-linked glycosylation
Cellular component (GO): Golgi apparatus
Molecular function (GO): alpha-1,3-mannosyltransferase activity
Source: RefSeq, a predicted model, not a curated record